AUGUUUAAUGGAUACAACAACGAGUUCACCAAACCCAAUCCGGGGUACGAAGUUUCCGGGAUGAAAACGGACCAGUACAGCGGGAACUACAAUAGUAAUGAUGAAGAUCCAAUCCACUAUCCAAGAGCAUCAAAUGGAUCGUACAACUCCUUGUCGCGACCACCAGCGACGGCUUUCAGCUCUAACUACCUGAGGGAACAGGGCUCGCAUCCGUCUUUGCAGGGCCAUCUCCAGAACCAGGCUGAACCGGUGGGCGGUGGGUUUGCUGAUGUACCCAGUUUGUCGUAUCCAUCAACUCCAACCACGUCCCAGCAAAAUUACACAUCGCCCAGCAACCAAAACGUGUUGAAUACCCCACCGGCAAUGACCACAUUCGGGAAUGGCAAUAACAACAACCUUAACAACAACAAUAACGCGGCUCCCAGUCUCUAUAGCCACGGCAACAAUUCCCAAAGUAACUUGCGCAACAACGUUUAUCCAAACCUGCAGGUCUCACCAGGACAGUACUCCGUGACGUCAGACUACCCACCGGAAAAUCAUACUUUGCAAAGUCCGCAGCAUCUCUCCCAAUAUAACAACACUAGGCAAAGUCCACAACAUGGCCCUUCCUUCCAGGCCAUAGCCAGUCCCCAGCAUGCCCAGCAAUAUGGUUCAAACGCUAGCGUACACCAGCAGAGCCCUGUCAGAGGCCUCCAGGGCCUUCCAAAUAGUGAUUCGCAGCAACGUCUUGCCGCUGCGCCGCCCGCUUCUAACUACAUGUAUUUUGAAAGACGUCCCGAUCUGCUCUCAAAAUCCAUUCAAGAUAAAGCCGCCACAGUCAAGCUUAAAAUUGAAAAUUUCUACCAAUCUUCAGUCAACUACGCCAUAGAACGCAACCAAAGACGUGUCGAACUUGAGAAUCAACUGGUAUCUCAAGACUGGUCUGAUGAACGUAAAAGUAGACAGCUUUCUACACUGGGCAAAAAAGAAUCACAGUUUCUGCGACUACGUCGUACUCGACUUUCUUUGGAAGAUUUCCAAACGGUGAAGGUGAUUGGUAAAGGUGCAUUCGGUGAAGUUAGACUGGUCCAGAAACGAGACACUGGUAAAAUAUAUGCGAUGAAGACGUUGCUGAAAUCAGAAAUGUACAAGAAGGAUCAACUAGCUCACGUAAAGGCCGAAAGAGAUGUUUUGGCAGGCAGCGAUUCACCAUGGGUUGUAUCACUAUAUUACUCCUUUCAGGACACCCAAUAUCUGUAUCUUAUUAUGGAAUUUCUGCCUGGUGGUGAUUUGAUGACCAUGCUUAUUAGAUGGCAAAUCUUCACAGAAGAUGUAACCAGAUUUUACAUGGCAGAAUGCAUUUUGGCCAUUGAGGCCAUUCAUAAACUUGGUUUUAUUCACAGAGACAUCAAGCCGGAUAACAUCUUGAUCGACAUACGAGGCCACAUUAAACUGUCCGAUUUCGGACUUUCUACUGGGUUCCAUAAGACUCAUGACUCAAAAUAUUAUAAGAAGCUUUUGCAGCAAGAUGAGGUGAACGCAGCAGCAGGCAACCUUCAAAAACCACAGAUGGGGAUAACUGCCAACAAUUCAGGCAAAAAUCGUAACACCAUGUUUGUGGAUGCCAUUCAUCUGACAAUGACCAACAGACAACAAAUACAGACCUGGAGAAAGUCGCGUAGGCUAAUGGCAUAUUCGACAGUUGGUACACCCGAUUACAUUGCACCGGAGAUUUUUUUGUACCAGGGUUACGGUCAAGAAUGUGACUGGUGGUCCCUGGGCGCAAUCAUGUACGAAUGUCUGAUUGGGUGGCCUCCAUUUUGCUCCGAAACACCUCAAGAGACCUACCGUAAGAUUAUGAAUUUUGAGCAGACGUUGCAGUUCCCAGACGACAUUCAUAUCUCAUACGAGGCAGAAGACUUGAUACGCAGGUUUUUAACACAUGCAGACCAAAGACUCGGCAGACACGGUGGAGCCGAUGAGAUCAAAAACCAUCCAUUUUUCCGCGGUGUUGAUUGGAACAGCAUCCGAUUAGUAGAGGCGCCCUACAUUCCAAAAUUAAGCAGCAUUACAGACACUAGAUUCUUCCCCACGGACGAGUUGGAAAACGUACCGGACAGCCCAGCGAUGGCUCAGGCUGCACGCCAAAGAGAGCAGAUGAUGCAACAAGGCGGUGCUGCUGCCAACCCGGGAAGCAAAGAAGAUCUGCCCUUCAUUGGGUACACGUAUUCGCGGUUCGACUAUUUAACGCGGAAGAACGCAUUGUAA
Molecule: messenger RNA, 2247 nt
Organism: Lachancea lanzarotensis
Lineage: Eukaryota; Fungi; Ascomycota; Saccharomycetes; Saccharomycetales; Saccharomycetaceae
Gene: CBK1
Product: LALA0S02e04368g1_1
Exons: 1
Coding region: 1-2247 (748 amino acids)
Biological process (GO): peptidyl-serine phosphorylation; intracellular signal transduction
Molecular function (GO): protein serine/threonine kinase activity; ATP binding
Source: RefSeq, a predicted model, not a curated record